This is a messenger RNA of Neomonachus schauinslandi (Hawaiian monk seal), 1953 nucleotides long. RefSeq names its product autophagy related 4D cysteine peptidase (gene ATG4D). The transcript has 9 exons. NCBI's taxonomy places the organism in Eukaryota, Metazoa, Chordata, Mammalia, Carnivora, Phocidae. The coding region runs from base 74 to 1570 and encodes 498 amino acids. The record is from RefSeq and is a predicted model, not a curated record. Gene Ontology annotation, molecular function: protein-phosphatidylethanolamide deconjugating activity.
CCGCGGCCCGCCCCCCCUCGGCGCUCGCGCGCGGCCCCCGCCCGGGCCCUCGGUCCACCCUCCCGGCGCGCCCAUGAACUCCGUGUCGCCGGCCGCCGCGCAGUACCGGAGCGGGAGCCCGGAGGACGCGCGCCGCCCCGAGGGCCGCAGGCCGCGGGGCCCCCGAGUCCCCGACCCUAACGGCCUGAGGCCCUCUGGAGCCAGCGGCCCCGCUCUUGGCUCGCCAGCGGCCGCCCCCGGGGAGCCGGACGAAGUGGACAAGUUUAAGGCGAAGUUCCUGACGGCCUGGAACAACGUCAAGUACGGUUGGGCAGUCAAAAGCCGGACCAGCUUUAGCAAGAUCUCCAGCGUCCACCUCUGUGGCCGCCGCUACCGCUUCGAGGGCGAGGGUGAGCCGGUGGCCCCAGGCGGGGUUGAGGGGGGCCUGGUGUGCCUGGUGGCAGCUGACAAGCCUGCUCUUGUAGGUGACAUCCAGCGUUUCCAGCGGGACUUUGCGUCCCGCCUGUGGCUCACAUACCGCAGGGACUUCCCGCCCCUGGCCGGAGGUGGCCUAACCUCGGACUGUGGCUGGGGAUGCAUGCUGCGCAGUGGGCAGAUGAUGCUGGCCCAGGGCCUGCUGCUGCAUUUCCUGCCCCGAGACUGGACAUGGGCCGAGGGCACGGGCCUGGGCCCCUCUGAGCCAUCAGGGUUGGCCUCUCCCAACCGUUACCGUGGGCCUGCACGCUGGAUGCCCCCGCGCUGGGCCCGGGGCACCCCUGAGCUGGAGCAGGAACGUCGACACCGGCAGAUAGUGUCCUGGUUCGCCGACCACCCCCAGGCCCCCUUCGGCCUACACCGGCUGGUGGAGCUUGGGCAGAGCUCAGGCAAGAAGGCGGGGGACUGGUAUGGGCCAUCUCUGGUGGCGCACAUACUCAGGAAAGCUGUGGAGAGCUGCUCAGAGGUCACCCGCCUGGUGGUGUAUGUUUCUCAGGACUGCACAGUGUACAAGGCAGAUGUGGCACGCCUGGUGGCCAGGCCGGACCCCACGGCCGAAUGGAAGGCCGUGGUCAUCUUGGUGCCAGUGCGGCUGGGCGGCGAGACUCUCAACCCCGUGUAUGUGCCCUGUGUGAAGGAGCUCCUGCGUUCAGAGCUAUGCCUGGGCAUCAUGGGGGGCAAGCCACGGCAUUCACUGUACUUCAUCGGCUAUCAGGAUGACUUCCUGCUCUACCUGGAUCCCCACUACUGCCAGCCCACUGUGGAUGUCAGUCAGGCUGACUUCCCCCUGGAGUCCUUCCAUUGCACCUCACCCCGAAAGAUGGCCUUCGCCAAGAUGGACCCAAGCUGUACAGUGGGGUUCUAUGCUGGAGACCAGAAGGAGUUUGAGACGCUCUGCUCAGAGCUGACCAGGGUCCUCAGCUCCUCCUCAGCCACCGAGCGCUACCCCAUGUUCACCGUAGCUGAGGGCCAUGCUCAGGACCACAGCCUGGACGACCUCUGCUCCCAGUUCUCCCAGCCAACACUGCGGCUCCCUCGCACGGGGCGGCUCCUCAAAGCCAAACGCCCAAGCUCUGAGGACUUUGUGUUUUUAUAACGGGUGGGGUUGGGGGAGAAGAUGCGCACUAUUUAUUUUUUUAUUUAUGUCAUGCUGGGUGUGGGAGCUUGAAAUCUGGAGGUGAUGGGUCUUCCCGUUCUCACCCCCUUGACAAGUGCAGCUGAGACCAGUACAGGAAACCUCGGAACUGGGGGCCAUCCCGACGGGGGCACAGCCAGUAUGCCUCUCUCCGGCCGGCUGGGCCCUCCGCACAGGGCAGGGAGGGAGGGCUCCCAGACACCCACUCAGGGCCUGACUCAAGUACUGUAGUUUGCACUGGACCACCUGUGCCCCUCGCUGGUCCCAAAGCUCCCACCCUGCCGAAGUCCAGGGGUGGUGGGGGGGAACUGUGGCCACUGGGGGCUAAUAAAGCCGUUUAACUU